GCUUUAAGUAGGAUCACAGUUGCUGAAAUCAGAAAAUCUGCGGCACUCAUACCGGCCAUUUUCUGGCCUUUCUCAUUUCCUGGAGUACUUCAACUUCAGCAGCCGUUGAAACGUCAUCAAACUGUCUUGUUAGUGUUUUGAUUGAGAGACCCCUAGUGGUAGAAUUUACAUAGUAUUCCUUUAUGCUUUCCUUUACAACCCUCAACCUUUAAUAAAUGAAUGAGGACUUGUAUUGCCUGUCACUUUCAGUAAAUAUAUACUUUUUAUUACAAUUAAAUGUUAAAAUACUAAAACUAAAAUUACACAAAAAAGCUACCGAAUUAAAUUAGUCGUAAUUCAUAACAUGAUGACGCCACUGAGUUUUUCUUUAUUCAAUUGUUAGACACUUCUCUUCCUCAUUGGCUUUAGUAAUGGUGCCCACUGCCCCCCAGUGGAUUCAGACAAGAGUAGAGGCUCUCAGGUGACACAACACCGAUAGGUAUUGUUGCGUGUCCGUUUGAGUGGAUUGUGGAUGUUGUCAGACGAUACACUACGAAGCACUUCAGGACUCUACAUCACAGGCAUUAUUUCCUUCCCCCUUGCCCCCCACAACUCCUGGCAGGGAGCCAGUAUGCAGAAAGCGCUGUGCCUCCAGGUUUAGUGUCCGGGGCUAUCCUCCGUGUCCCGCCUUGUCUCACUCUCACCCCUCUGCACGUCCACUCCGCAGUGGCUGCGCCUAUCCUUCCAUCACCAUGUCUUUCACUGGCUCUUCUUCAAACUACGCGCGCACUCAUUGUCAGAGACACCCCAAAGCGAGAGAUAACGGGGAGAAGGAUGACGGUUAUAACAGCUCAGCUGACGUCUCCCCAGGUCAGGCCACUCCAGCCAAAGCUGGAAGGACCCAUCAAGAGCUCCACAAAGAACUGCUACUGGCCCACAAAAAAGGCCUGGUGCUGAGCAGCAAGUCUGAGCUGCAGAAGGCCCUCGAGAGAAGAAAGAAGCAGCAGUCGGAGAGAACAGAGGGACAGGAUAGAGAGACUCCACUGGAUAAGGUGUUGUUAAAACGUCAACAGACACAUCUUGAGAGGGAAAAAAAGCACGAACAGCAGUUAUGGGAGGGAGCCGAGCUGUUUGAGUUCAUCAGAGUUCGUCAGAACUUAAGAAAGACCCAGACACCACACAAGGCUUCUGAUGCUGAAGCCGAUGCAGCAGAAUGAAGGUAUCAUGGAUGGUUGCUGAGGUGGGACCCAGCCGGACUGUACCGAUGGAUCAGACCUGUUGGCCCAAGUUUCUGUGACCACAAACCUAGCAAAACCCAGUGGAGAUCCUUCGAUUCCUUUUAAUUGUAGGGGUUGUGCAAGGAGGGUGAUGGAUGGAAUGGCUACAAGAGGCACCGCUUUCUAAAGAUACAAGGAACUAUGUCCCACCCACCACAUCUGGUAGGUGUAGGGACCAGACAUUGCAGAAGUGAAUUUCAAGUCUCUUGAAAUUCCUUUUCUAAAUCUAGAACAUAAAAAGCUGUAGGUGAAAACAGCUAGAGGUAUCUUAUUUCAUCUGUGUGCUGGUCAGGAGGUAAGCCGACAUUGAGUGAUCCAGGAUCAGUUAACCAAGCCAGACCAUGUCCCGGUAUUUAAAGAUAAAAUGUAAUGAAAAACAACUUGACGAGUUGACGUUUGAUUACACUUGCCUAGUUAUAGAGAUGUGCCCUAUUUAGAUUAGUUUUAGACCAGUUUUAAUAUUUAAGGUUUAUUUGUUUACCUUCUCAGUUUAAACCAUAUAUUCUGUUAUAUCAUCUGCCCUGAUCAUUAUACAUCAUCAUUCUAUUCAUGCAGCUGUUGGAAAUAUUCAAUAAAUUCCUCCUCUUUUACCAUCAUAAUGGGUAAUGCCACUGUUGGAGAAACCUACCAGAUAGGCCAGAUGUCUGUAUAUCUUCAACACACUCUUCUUGUAAUAAAAGAUUACUUGUUUUACUCUAUGGAAUAAACUCUUAACUCAUUAAUCACAACCAAGAAGAGAAUACAAUGCAGUUGUGUUCCACAAAAUGACAAAAAACCGAACUGUCCAUGGAGCGACUGAAGCCUAAUAAGAAGGGACACUUUUAUCCUAACUCUCUCCCCUCCUUUCCUAUGGUGCAGCUUUAACCUCUUGGUCCAA
This is a messenger RNA of Gadus chalcogrammus (walleye pollock), 2133 nucleotides long. Its product is annotated as protein FAM107B. NCBI's taxonomy places the organism in Eukaryota, Metazoa, Chordata, Actinopteri, Gadiformes, Gadidae. The transcript has 5 exons. Gene Ontology annotation, cellular component: neuron projection; synapse; stress fiber. Bases 732 to 1196 code for a protein of 154 amino acids. The record is from RefSeq and is a predicted model, not a curated record. Gene Ontology annotation, biological process: actin filament bundle assembly; regulation of actin cytoskeleton organization; actin filament polymerization.